This is a messenger RNA of Oreochromis aureus, 1712 nucleotides long. RefSeq lists its product as uncharacterized. Lineage: Eukaryota; Metazoa; Chordata; Actinopteri; Cichliformes; Cichlidae. The record is from RefSeq and is a predicted model, not a curated record. The transcript is spliced from 6 exons. Gene Ontology annotation, cellular component: mitochondrial outer membrane. Gene Ontology annotation, molecular function: channel activity; protein homodimerization activity; protein heterodimerization activity. Bases 267 to 878 code for a protein of 203 amino acids. Gene Ontology annotation, biological process: intrinsic apoptotic signaling pathway in response to DNA damage; positive regulation of apoptotic process; extrinsic apoptotic signaling pathway in absence of ligand.
AAGUAAAACAGAUAAAUACUCUUCUGUGGGCAGGUUUCUGGGCGAUUGUCUCCAUCUGUGGGAUAUCUGUGAGGCGUGUCCACGUACUGCUGGUCCCGUCGCUACGAUACUUCCGUAUCACUUCCGUGUUCUUCUCUUGAAAGACGGGUUUCCACAGACUAGGUAAGGACCCGUGACUUCUCUUGGUUGUACUGGGUCGAGUUAGCGUUGAACAUUAGAAUAGCUAAAAUUUCGUCCAUCUCCGCGCGGACUCAAAGUUUGGCUCCAUGGCUGACGGCCGAGAGGGGGAGAAUCCGGAGCAGGAGCCUAGGGGCGCCGCGGGUGGAGACGAUGUCAUUGAUGAUCACAUCCUCGAAGAAGGAGCGGUUGUCUUUAGAGGGUAUGUGAUUGCACAUAUAAACACAGAGGACCCUAGUCGACAUGUGACUUCUGAGGAUUUGGGAGGAAGGCCAGAUGAACAACAGGAUCCACAAAUCAAAGAAGUGGUAGAACAGCUGCGCAAGAUAGCGGACAGUUUAAAUCGGAAUGCUGAACUUCAGAGGCUGAUAAACCAGGUUCAGGGGAACUGUGCUCAAGACGUCUUCAUGACUGUUGCAAGAAACAUCUUUGCUGAUGGUAUCAACUGGGGUCGAAUAGUGGCUCUCUUCCAUCUGGCCUGUAAACUUAUACACAAGGCUAUUACCGCCAAUCACUUAGAGAACAUCCAAAUGAUCAUCAGCUGGGUCCUCCAGGUUAUCAGAGAGCAGGUCUACAGCUGGCUUGUGGCGCAAGGGGGCUGGGAGGGGGUGAUCCGUGGUUUUUCUCGAUGGAGGACAGCAGCCAUGGUAGCAUCAGUAGUAUUGGUGGUAGCCUUCGUUUACUACCGGAAAGUACGAUAAAAACAUCGGACCUCACAACCAAGACUGCAGUGCCUUCAUCUGGAUACAUUCAGCUUGUUAGGAAAUGUGUCGCAGUCACUCCUCAGCCUCCAUCUCAUUAAUAAGAGGAGGUAAAGUACUGUACUUAAAGGGAUGGAUCUUUUCUUGUCUCAGGUUUCAAAGAACAAAAGCGCUUUUGCGCUUAGCAUCUCAGCCUUUCUUCACUAGCAGGUAAUCAGUGCCUCCCAUGGAUUUCUGAGCUGCUGUAUCUAACACUGGAGGCUCUCAGCUGUCAGCAGAUGCUGCUGUUGGACUGGAUCUUACCUGAACCACACCUGAGGCUCGAGUCAGUUCAGACUGGGUCUCAUGUCUGUGCAAAUUUUAGAUUCACUGUGGAGGACACACAGAGACCCGAGGGAGUUUACAACAACAUAAUUAUCUUAAUUAAGCCAACUGAAUGUGCCAUAUUUUCACCGUAGCUUGUGCCUGAAAUUUGAAUUAUGUUGUAUUCUGUCUCAAUGACAGUCUUGUUGUCUCUUUAAAGUCUUUUUAUAUACUUGUUUAGGUUUCUCGUAUCAAAGGACUUAAAAUCACACUGUAAAAAAAAUGUUGCAAAUGUUCCUUAUGGAUUUUAAAAAAUGGACAAGAAUCCUCAAAAUGAUCACACGUCAUGUAGAGUUUUUCUGAAAGAGUUCUUCACUGAACUGUUUCAACAAAAUUUGAAAUUACAGAGGGAAAAAUGUGCUGGUUAAAUGAGCUUUUAUCAAGAAAACAAUGUUUAAAAAAAUACAGUGCAAUGGUUUGGAAUAAAUGUAAAACCUAUUUAAUUAAAACAGUAAAAAGAUAUCAUAAAUA